Messenger RNA from Amyelois transitella, 631 nucleotides. It is a transcript of the gene Tim8, whose product is annotated as mitochondrial import inner membrane translocase subunit Tim8. The transcript is spliced from 2 exons. Lineage: Eukaryota; Metazoa; Arthropoda; Insecta; Lepidoptera; Pyralidae. The record is from RefSeq and is a predicted model, not a curated record. The coding region runs from base 118 to 390 and encodes 90 amino acids.
GUGAACUGUCAAAGUCAAGUGAAACGAAAAAAGAACAGCAGCAGAACAGAAAUACCUAACCUAAAACCAGUAGAAGAUUGAUAAAAUAUUGUGAGAAAUAGUGAAUUAAACGACAAUAUGAGUGAUUUAUCAGAUUUUUCAAGUCCAAAAGCUUCAGACUCAGAAUUGCAAGACUUUUUGAUGGCCGAAAAGCAAAAAGCCCAAUUUCAUGCGCAAAUCCAUGAAUUCAAUGAUUUCUGUUGGGACAAGUGUGUGGAUAAACCAGGGGCUAAGCUUGAUUCUCGCACGGAGACCUGUAUCACUAACUGUGUAGAAAGAUUUAUAGAUGUCUCUCUUCUCAUCACAAACAGAUUUGCUCAAAUGCUUGAAAAAGGAGGUGGCAUGCACUGACUUUUUAUGCAACUAUUUCUUAAGAUUAAAAGCGGAGGUUAAGUUCAUUUACUUUCAUUCACCUAUUGCAAGUUCUAUGAUUUGAAUGGAAAUAAUUCAUAAUUAACGCAGCAGUAGGUAGCUUAUAAGAGCAUUUUUGUUUAGUUAUGUAUAAAUUAUACAUUAUGUAGUUUUAGAACUAUAUAUGACUGUAUUUAAAAAGUGAUAUUCCAUAUUAUUUCAAUAAAUGUUUUACCACAGA